Messenger RNA from Chironomus riparius, 1183 nucleotides. The record is from the annotation of a GenBank genome assembly. NCBI's taxonomy places the organism in Eukaryota, Metazoa, Arthropoda, Insecta, Diptera, Chironomidae.
AUCAGUUAUCAUUGUAUUGACGACAAGUUUAAUCAAAAAGGAAGAGCUACAAAAUGUUGAAGAAUUUGAUAAUUCUCUUGAUGGUCGUAGCUUGUGUUUUAGCAGCUAAGGAUAGUGAGGACAGCAAGCAAAGAGAAAACAGACACAAAAAAAGAUUCGAUAGUCAUUUAAGAAAGCAUGGAAAGAGAUAUGACAGUUUACCUGAGGAAGUAAGAACUAGACGCCGAGAAAAUUACAUGAAAAAUUUAGAUUUUAUCGAAAAACACAACAAAGAUCCAAAAAAUAAGUUCCAACUUGGUUCCAAUGAAUAUUCUGAUCGAGAUACACAAAGAUUCGUUGAUGACAUGUGUCGCACUAAAUUGCCACCAAUGGCUCGUGCACUUCCACUUCCACCAUCAAUUUAUGCAACAACAACAGCAGCUAGAGUCGCUGUUGACUGGCGAACUCAAUACACGCAAGAUGUUGUAAAUCAAGGAGCUUGUGGAUCAUGCUGGGCAUUUGCUACGGCUUCAACAAUCGAGGCUUUUAACGAGAUCAGAGGAAGAGGCAAAACUGCUAUAUCGCAGCAAAACAUUGUUGAUUGUGAUACUGUUGAUUAUGGAUGCGGUGGAGGAUGGCCUAAAAGUUCUUUUGAUUUCUUAAAGAACACUUAUGGAAAUAAAAUUGCAACAGCUAUGAAUUAUGCAUAUACAUCUGGUUCCACCCAAGCAGCAGGAUCAUGCAAAGUUGCUCCAUACGUUCCAUUAAAUUACACAAGCACGUUCCAAUUUCUGAUAAACGGAAAUGCUGCUGCUUUGAAACAAAUCAUCUCAAACUAUGGUCCAGUUGCCAUUGCAAUGUAUGUCUCACCUUCUGGACUUUUCCAAAAUUAUAAAACUGGAAUUUUCACUGAUCCUGAUUGUCCUGUUACUGGAACUAAUUUGUGUUACACAGUUAAUCAUGGUAUGGUUGCAGUUGGUUACGGAUCAACAGCAGGUCAAGAAUAUUUCAUUAUUCGUAACUCAUGGGGCUCAACAUGGGGAGAAGGAGGUUACAUGAGAAUGGCUAUGGGUAAUACAUGCAAUGUUGCUUGUUGGGCCAUGGGUGUAGAAUAAAAGAAUCGAGUUGAAAGUUCACAAGGAAUUUUAUGUUUUCUACUGAUGAUGAUUUUAUUGUACCUGAAUAAAUGAUUUUUUGAUUAAAU